AUGUCUCUGCUCGAGAACGACUCAGGAGAUGACGGCGAGGUCCGUCACAAGCGCUUCGACUACCAUGCGCCCUCGCUAGCUGGGAUUAUCGAGUUCUUCAAGGCAGACGACAUCAGUGAUGUCAAGGCUGCUAUCUUACUGAACCAGACCCCAGGAGAAAUAUACCAGAUGAAGAAGCAUAUUAGAUGCUACCUCCGCGCCCCCUGCCCCUGGAUCACAUCUGAAGACCUUUUCGACAAUGCUGGCAAGAUUCUAUGCUUGAAGGACGAACACCCCCUUGGCUGGAUGAUGCCUGCCGACAGACGGGGCGUACUGUUCAGACACUUAGUCAUUCCCCCUGUGGCCAAACUCUACCCUGAUCUCUUUAUGGAGCCAGACCUCGAAACUCAGAUCCGCCAAGAUCAGCCAAACGGAUACGGCAGGUUCACCCAAGCCCCCUUCGUCGUGUGCAGGGAGGUUCUGGUCAGGUUGAUUGAGGCAUGUGCUCAGGAGAUGAGAGAAUAUUCAUGUCUCAGAGAUGCCGAAACCGAAACGCAACAUAUCUCACCGUGUCCCAAACUCAAGCGCUCUCGAAUUGAUGGCUUUGAGGCAAUCGAAAAUGAGGAACAGCCAGCACCGAAGAGACAAAUGGUCAAGCCUUUUGCGUUUACUCACAUCAAAGCUGUUACAAUUCGUCCACCAAUUCGUAUCUCCAACCUCACGGAGCCCGCCGCUGCUCCUUCCGAGCCAGCCAAGCCCAAAUCAGCCGGUGAAAGAAUUCGCAGGAGUGUUGCAGAACUGCUUGAACAAGAAAAAGCACUCAGAGCUCAGCCACGCAAUGCUACUUCCUCUCCCAUUAGUCCUACCAAGGACAGAAAGAACUCCACACCAUCGAUGACUGAUAACGAAAACACUCCAACUCGCGGCGAACGUCUUGAUCGCGCUGUCGUCGAGCGUAGGCGCCUUCACAUUCUGAACAUACCCGCUAAGACCAAGAAAAGGGAUGUGGCAGACUUCUUUAUCGGCUACAACUUGGGUCCCAUCACCAUGUACACACGAAGCGCAGAGAGCCAGUAUUGCUUUGCAGACUUCUACAGUCAUGAACAAGCAAAGCGUGCUAUGGAAGACUUGAACCGUACGCCUUUGCUCGGUCGUAUGGUUGACAUCAAGUUCGCACAGGCCUCUCCUCGUAUUGACGAGAAAGAGAAGGACAAGUGUCCCCUCCCAGUCAAGCCAACCGCUAAACUCUUCUCUGAAAGAGUUAGACGCUGA
Molecule: messenger RNA, 1251 nt
Organism: Aureobasidium melanogenum CBS 110374
Lineage: Eukaryota; Fungi; Ascomycota; Dothideomycetes; Dothideales; Saccotheciaceae
Exons: 3
Coding region: 1-1251 (416 amino acids)
Molecular function (GO): RNA binding
Source: RefSeq, a predicted model, not a curated record